This is a messenger RNA of Anarrhichthys ocellatus (wolf-eel), 319 nucleotides long. RefSeq names its product glutamine-rich protein 2-like. The transcript is spliced from 2 exons. NCBI's taxonomy places the organism in Eukaryota, Metazoa, Chordata, Actinopteri, Perciformes, Anarhichadidae. The coding region runs from base 35 to 295 and encodes 86 amino acids. The record is from RefSeq and is a predicted model, not a curated record.
UCUGUUUUCUCUGGUCAUAGCACCAAUUUAAAUAAUGUGUGUCGUGUGUGUGUCUCAGGACGUGGAGCUGAUGAACAAUGUGCAGAAGGCGAUCCUGGAGAUUCAGGGCGAGUGUGAGAAGCUGCAUGAAACCACCAGAAGUCUGACUGACGACAGCAGACAGAAACAAAGCCACAUAGAGGAGCUCUUCAAGACGACGGAGAAGCUGGAGGAGAAGAAGGCCGACAAGCAGAUGGUCGAGAGUGGAAUCGUAAGUAACUCACUAAAAGGGGCCAGAGGGCAAGUUAGAAGGUGAAGUCAGACACACACACACACACAC